AUGUCUAGAUUAAUAAAAGCGGCAUUAUUAUGUGCGUAUUUAACUGUCAUCUAUCAAUACAUACAAGCUCUAUUACAGCCGGAGAUACGUGAAGAAAUAUUAGAAUUAAAUUAUAUGUUAAAAGAUCCAACAUUGAAGAGGUUGGAAAGAGAAAUGAAGAAGAAGAGAGCUAAGAAAGUUGCGUUACAGCUAGAAAUUCCUACGCGACUGCCUACUGAUUAUAAGUACAUAUUAAGGUACACGAAUGCCUUCUCGCAUAGAUCCACGAAAGCGAAGGCUGGACAAGAGGAAUUUAUCAUUAAAAAAUGUAAACACAUAAAUUGUUAUCUCACAAACGAUAAACGACUGCUAUUUAAUUUCCAAUAUUACGAUGCUAUAUUGUUUGAUGUUGAGAAUACUUGGGACUACCACCCGCCGGUUAGGAGUCCCCAUCAGAGAUACGUAUUUAUCGCGUGGGAGUCGGCUCAAGACAAUCCGAUAUGUAGCAAGUUGUUUGAUGACUAUUAUAACCUGACAUGGACUUACAGACUUGAUUCCGAUAUGAAAUGGUCCUACUUCACGAUUUUUGACAAAAACGGAACGAUUGUUGGACCUAAUAUUGAUAUGAAAUGGGCGAAAACCAUGAACGAUACGCCGGAUGUUGUGAAAAGUAAAUUGGUUAAAAAGAAGAAAGUUGCCGCUUGGUUCGUGUCUAACUGCGAUGUUAAAAGCAAGAGAAAUGAUUUGUAUCAACAUCUGUAUGUCGCAUUUGAAAAGUACAACAUGUCAAUUGAUACUUUUGGGGUGUGCGGGACGAAACAAUGUCCCAAGGACAGAAUGGAAGAAUGUUUAGACUUGGUUGAGAGGGAAUAUUAUUUUUAUCUCUCGUUCGAGAACUCCAUAUGUGAAGAUUACGUCACGGAGAAGGUUUUGCAUGCGUUUUUGCAUUAUUCCGUGCCUAUUGUUUACGGUGGAGCUAAUUAUUCUAGGUUUUUACCACCAGGAUCAUAUAUAAACGCAUAUGACGAAUCUCCAGAGAGAGUGGCCGAUCUCGUGUACGAAGCCGUGAAAAACAGAAAAGUUUAUGAAAACUAUUUUAGAUGGCACAACAACUACGUAUACAAACCUACAGAUGACAUUGGUGAUGUGUGUACGCUGUGUGAGAUGAUGAACACUCCCAUGGCUAACAGAUCGGUGAAGAAAUUCAGAAAAUGGUGGAACCCUGAAUAUAUAACCUUUAAAGCUGAUUGCAAAUAUUGAAAUGGAAAAAAAUAGAGUGUAAUGAACAUCGACAACCAAUUUUGAAUCACCGUAAAAUGAUCCAGCUUAAAUGUUUCGGUCUAGAUAUAAAUUGAUAAAAUAAUCAUAAAUAUAUUUUUUAUCUUGAUUAUACAUAUAAUUUAUUGGAGAGAAAUAUUUUUAAUCGUUAAUAUUGUCUUUUUUAAAUUGCAACGGGUUCUUUAUGUUGA
This is a messenger RNA of Plodia interpunctella (Indianmeal moth), 1448 nucleotides long. RefSeq names its product alpha-(1,3)-fucosyltransferase C-like. Bases 1 to 1239 code for a protein of 412 amino acids. Gene Ontology annotation, cellular component: membrane. Gene Ontology annotation, molecular function: fucosyltransferase activity. The record is from RefSeq and is a predicted model, not a curated record. Lineage: Eukaryota; Metazoa; Arthropoda; Insecta; Lepidoptera; Pyralidae. The transcript is spliced from 3 exons.